This is a messenger RNA of Eriocheir sinensis (Chinese mitten crab), 1367 nucleotides long. Its product is annotated as 3 beta-hydroxysteroid dehydrogenase/Delta 5-->4-isomerase type 1-like. Gene Ontology annotation, molecular function: 3-beta-hydroxy-Delta5-steroid dehydrogenase (NAD+) activity. Bases 114 to 1226 code for a protein of 370 amino acids. Gene Ontology annotation, biological process: steroid biosynthetic process. The record is from RefSeq and is a predicted model, not a curated record. The transcript is spliced from 6 exons. Lineage: Eukaryota; Metazoa; Arthropoda; Malacostraca; Decapoda; Varunidae.
UGGUGGUGGGUGGGGCUGUGGCGGUCUCGGGUGGAGGUGGUGGUGGUGCGUGGUGUGCUGUUUCUCUCUGGCUCACACACACUCAGCAAGUCAGUUUUCUCCUCGCAUUCGUGAUGGAGGGGUGUAUCGUUGCUGUCUUGGGGGGCAGCGGGUUCGUGGGGCGUCAUGUGGUCGCCCAGCUCCUCGACGCUAAGCCCGCAGUCAAGGAGAUUCGAGUGCUUGAUAUUAGAACCUACAAGCCCGUGGCAGAGCCGCCGCCCGGAGCCGAGACGAGCGUGGUGUUCCAGCGCUGUGACAUCCUGGAGGAGGCGGAGCUGAAGGAGGCGCUGUCGGGGGUGAAGGCCGUGAUCAGCUGUGCCGCCGCCACCCCGGACUUCAAGAAGGAGGACCUCGGGUACAACCAGCGAGGGAAGAGAGUCAAUAUUGAAGGCGUGAAGAACCUGGUGUCUGCGUGCCAUGCCGUCGGGGUGCGCGUGCUCGUCUACACCAGCACCGCCGACGUAGUGAUGGGCGGCGCCAGGCUGCUGGACCACACCGAGCCGCUCACGCCUGAGGUCAAGGAUUCUCAGCUGUUGCUCGGGGACUAUGCCAUUGACAGGCGCCGCACCGAGGAGGUGGUGCUGGCUGCGCAUGGCUCUACUGCGCAUGAUGGGGGCAUCCUGCAGACGGUGGUGCUGCGGCCGCCGCUGCUCUACGGCGAGGGUGACCACGCCUUUGUGCCCGUGGUGCUGCGCCUCGCCAGGGCGGGGGGCGACAGGCUGCCAUCCAUCGGCAACCCCGGAGCCUUCCUCCAGAUCGCCUAUGUUGGUAACGUCGCCUUCGCCCACGUGUGUGCCAUGAGCACGCUCCUGUCGGGCAAGCAGGGCGGCCUGCAGGACUGCGGCGGCCUGCCCGUGUACGUGACGGACCACACGCCGCCCAACACUUUCUCCGUCCUGGCCGAGCCCUUCCUGGAGCACCUGCACCUCAAGCCAGCACGGCAGCUCCCCUAUUGGCUGGUGUACCUGCUGCUGCUGCUGGCGACGUUGUGGACCUACGUCUGGUCGCAUAUCGGGUUCGCGUGCCGCCCCUCCUCCAUGCCAACCUUCACCUUCCACCGCUAUGCCGGCUCCCCGAUGGUCAUCAGCAGGAUGCGCGCCGAGCUGUGCAUUGGCUACUCGCCGCCCUACUCUUGGCCCGAAUCGAAGCAGCGAGCAAAUUCAUUCUAUUCCAAAAAAUUAAUAUAGGCUCCAUCCCUCCUCCCCCUCCCUCUUUCACCCCCCGCCCGAAUCGAAGCAGCGAGCAAAUUCAUUCUAUUCCAAAAAAUUAAUAUAGGCUCCAUCCCUCCUCCCCCUCCCUCUUUCACCCCCCGCCCGAAUCGAAGCAGC